Messenger RNA from Lineus longissimus, 2664 nucleotides. Its product is annotated as procathepsin L-like. The transcript has 8 exons. Gene Ontology annotation, cellular component: lysosome. Bases 164 to 1243 code for a protein of 359 amino acids. The record is from RefSeq and is a predicted model, not a curated record. NCBI's taxonomy places the organism in Eukaryota, Metazoa, Nemertea, Pilidiophora, Heteronemertea, Lineidae. Gene Ontology annotation, molecular function: cysteine-type endopeptidase activator activity involved in apoptotic process; cysteine-type endopeptidase activity. Gene Ontology annotation, biological process: immune response; positive regulation of apoptotic signaling pathway; positive regulation of peptidase activity.
UUAAUCAUGUGAUACAUGAAAGUCACAUGACAAGUCAUGAGACAAGAGAGGGUCUGAAGGACAGAACUCAUUCCCAUUUAAAACUUCUAUUUUCUUCUAUUUUUGUUGGCGAAAUCGAACUUGGCAUUUCAUACUUGAUAAAGAUCUGUGAUAUAGCAUCAAAAUGAAGACCUUUGUGUUGAUGCUGUGUGUAGCCAGCUCCAUGGCACUUCCAUGGUAUACGUUAGAGAAAGCACAAGUCGUCCAGAUGUCUCAGGAGGGUCCAGUUCAGACAAUGGAACAACCAGAGAUGCCACAACCCAUCUACAAGUCAAAGUGGGAGGCUUUCAAGGCUAAACACAAUAAAACUUACACAACAAUCGCAGAGGAAAUUAAACGUUUUGAAAUCUUUGUAAAGAAUCUCUUCAUCAUUGACAAGCACAACGAACUCCACAAGAAGGGACAGAAAUCUUACACGCUUGGAGUUAACAAAUAUGCAGACAUGGAACCCGAGGAGUUCAGGAAAGUGAUGAAUGGCUACAAAAUGGACCCAAACUGGUCGACCAAGUCAGGCGGUGCCACCUACCUUUCUCCCAGUUUUGUGUCCGUUCCUGAUACUGUCGACUGGAGGACCAAAGGUUACGUCACACCUGUCAAGAACCAGGGAUCUUGCGGUUCAUGCUGGGCUUUCAGUACAACUGGUUCCUUGGAAGGCCAACACUUCAAGAAAACAGGAGUGUUGAUGUCUUUGAGUGAACAAAAUCUGGUCGAUUGCUCUGAAUCAUAUGGCAACAAUGGAUGUAAUGGUGGCCUUAUGGAUAAUGCCUUCAAAUAUAUCAAAGCCAAUGGCGGUAUUGAUACUGAAGUCUCGUACCCUUACCAAGCUAAGGACAAAAGAUGCCGUUUCAAAAAAUCUGAUGUUGGCGCUACUGACUCUGGGUUUGUUGACCUACCAUCGGGUAAUGAAAUUAAACUGAAGGAAGCAUCUGCUACAGUUGGUCCAAUCUCUGUCGCUAUCGAUGCAGGACACACAUCAUUCCAACUGUAUCACUCAGGUGUCUAUGAUGAGCCUGAGUGCAGCAGCACAGCACUUGACCAUGGUGUCUUGAUGGUUGGAUACGGUUCAAGUGAAGACGGAAUUGAUUACUGGCUUGUCAAGAACAGCUGGGGUGUAACCUGGGGAGAGGAUGGAUUCGUCAAAAUGGUGCGCAACAAGGACAACCAGUGCGGAGUAGCAACACAGGCUAGCUAUCCUCUUGUUUAAUUCCAAAACAAUGCAAUCGACUUUCGUCCUGUAUAUUAUAGAUCAGUGCACAUGCUACUUUUUCAACUAAAUUGGCCUGUGAUUUUCUUCUUGUUUAAAAGUCCCAAGCCAGACAGAGGCUCAACACCUCCUUACUGAGAGUAAUCAGCUGCCCCUGCCCUGGUUAGCUACCAGUAACCAUGGUACUGAAACAUUUCUGUUCUUCCACUUUCAUUCUAUAUGAUAGUUUAUUUCUACUGUCAGUUCAGUCUCUUGGAGUCCAGUGUAAACUUUCACUACUUCUCAUUUCAAUUUGAAGAUAAGGAAAUGAUGUUACUAAAUUUUCAAAAUUAUGAGUCACUCUAUGAAUGUCAGGUUGAUAUUUUAUCAUUUGCACUUUCUGAUUUUUCGCUUAUGUUAGUUCACAAUUUGACUUCAUUUUGUAGAUUUUUUUCUUUCGAGCCUAUUUUUGUGCCUUUGGGUAUAUUUGAAUCAGCAGAGCCAGCAAAAAUUGUAUCCAUGAAGGUUUUCACUGAAAGCGUGGACUACAUAAAAAUGCACCAAAUUUGUAAUGUUUAGGUCAUCAAGUCAGAAAUAUAUGUACUUCAACAGUGUCUAAUUUACUUAAAUCAUGGAUGAAAGCUAAUGUUAAUGUUUCACUUAUAUGGAUAAAAGCUUAUCUUUGGAAGUUAGUGAUGAUGUGCUAUUGCUGUGUGCAAGGUUCUUUGGGUAUCUGUCAUUUCAUAUCAACAGCUGACAUCACAUUCUUGGGCUUGUUUUGUGAUGAAGGUGGAUGUAUGUUGUUUAAGGUAUUCUCUUGUGUAAAUUUGUGUUUGUUUUGAGAAUCUCGAAGCCAGACCAUGCAUUGUGUAUAUAACCAUUGCCUUUCAAGAUGAAAUGAUUUUUUGAAUCGAUGUUAAUGGAUAUUCUUCCUGCAGAUUAUGCAUUUGGGAUUUGACUAAAUAAAUUUUGGUUUUGAUAUGAGCUCUUGUAAAAACCAUUGGUUCUGAAUGAACUGUCAUACAGCUACAAUUCUCAAUCUGGUGAAUACGUGAAUUGAAAAGUUUGUUGUCACCAAAGUAAUGUAAUUGAAAGGCCUGGCUGUCUUUAAUUGUGGAAGGGGUUUUAUGAUCCAAAAAUGCUAUUAUAGAGCCUAUACUGAUGACGUUAUCACCGAAUAAUCUGCCAUUUUUAUGAGGAAUGAUGGUGAAAAUGGACAUCAGAUCACAUCAUUGACCCAUCCAUGUGGCACACUUUGUCAUCCGUGUGAAGUACAGUUGGUUAAUCAUGAUGUGAAUCUCUACAUAGCAUGGAGGAUUGCCAGUCAAUAGUAAUCUCAUGGAACAGUAUCUAGAAUUUACCAGCCCGUAUUUGUUAAAUACAGUUGUAUUUUCAUCAUUUGUAUAGUAAAACUUUUCAGUAAAUGAAGAUUUCAUAACAAA